GAAGCGCAAUACUCAAUGUAGGUUCUGGUUGACUCACUGUGCAUGAAGGCAUUCAUAAAGAAAAGGGCUCCUGAUGCCUCAGAUAACGGAUCUGAACCUAGUAAGUUCUAUUCUGUUAUUUGUUGAUGGGAAUAAAACAUGGUUUCUCCCUGUGAUAAACGCUUAUUUCUAAGUUCUUUGUUUGUUGUCAAGUGAAUUAAACCUUUUUAUUCAAUAAAGCAUCCGUAGAUAAAGUGAAGAGCUUCUUCUCAAAGUUUGGCAGUGGUUUUCGUACUGCUUUCGCCAAACCACAACAUCCUAGUGUGCCAGUUACUAGUCGUGACGUUAACAAUUAUUGUUAUUCUUCUGAUGAUCUGAAAACAAGAAAAGAAAUUGUUUCUACCUCAAGGGAGACGGUUGACGCUCUUCAUCCUUUAAGGUAUGUUUAAAUUUUAACAGGUUCUGAAAGUAUGUCGGCUUCGAUCUACUUUCUAAUUAGUCAAAUGUUUGGUUUAGAGGUGGUAGAGUUAAUGAAACGUUUCGUAAUCACUUCGUAACAGACUGCAGAUAUCGAUUAUUUUGUUGUCUGGUUGAUCGUUUGAUCCAUAUUUCAGUAACUGGUCUGAGAUCUGCUUAGUAUCGCGUGGCACAUUCACUAUUAGUGUUUAUAUUGUAGCUACUACGGAAUAGUUCACCUUUCGCUACCAUAUUUAUGUGAAAAAUAUAUUCGAGUGUAAGCCUAUGCUUAUGCACUAGUGAGUUUUUAUCUUGGUACAUAUUUGGUGAAGCAAAUUCUUGUUAUACUCCUUACGGCUGUCGAGUAAUAUGAAAGGUGAUCGAGUUUCCCCUGCGAUUCAUAUAUUGAAUGAACCACAUGGUUCUAACCCACAAUCAUCAUAUGUCCGUGGAAAUGCAUCCCCUCAAAAUUCUGCUUUUCGAGAAGAAUUGAACUCAAAACUACGAAUUCGCCCUGGUCAUAAUCUUCCACCUAGAAUAACAACAAUUGUUAAGUCUGCUGAAAGUUCCGAUAGUUUAAUUUCAAAUGAAUCCUCUUCACCACAUCAAAAACAUUUAAGUAGUCCAUAUUCACCUCCCCAUAGUACUCAUGUAUUUGCAACAACCCCACCUAAUAGUACACAUGAGUCUAUCAGUUCAACUCCAUCAUCCGCUGGUGCCUCAGAUUUAGUCAGUUUACAGCAUAAAUUAGCUGUCAGUAGACCUAGAAAUCGUCGUCCACCAUCAAAAACUUAUCGUCGUACAUUGAAUAAAACGGAUGAAAAUGUUCUUGGCUUCUUUUCUUUAUCACCCAAGCAUGUAUCGACUAAUGAUAAUUUCUUUUCAGUUUCUAAUCCUCAACUGGGUCUUAUAAAAGAAGAAAGUGAAAUAAUACAUCAAAUAAGUGGAAAACCACCUCAUCAAAAAAUAUCUAACAUUCAUCUACCCACUAAAAUAUUAACUGUAAAUACUGGUGAAUCGAUUAGUGAGAAUUCUGAUUCAAGUAAACUUGAUUCUUCACUUUCAGGACUAAAUUUAAGAGGCAGCGUAAAAUCUGCGUAUGACUCGAAUUCUCUGAAACGUAAAUCUGAUUCCUAUCGUAAAUCUGACUGUUUACUCACGUCAUUUGUUCAAGAAACAAUAACACCUUUCAAACCCCCAAAGAAAAGUGCAGGAUUUGAGAGAAUAAAAAUAAAUUCUACCAGUGAUUUCCAUAAUUUAACACCGCUGGCAUCAUACAAUGGCGGUGAUCAACAUAUUCGUCCACGUUCCAUGUUCAUUCCAUCAUCCGGUAAUGAAAUUCAAUCAUCACAGAUUUGUUUAAAAACAAAAGAUGUAAAUAAAAACUUAACCGACCAUCAUGAGAACAAUCUGAUUAGUUCAAAACAAUCUUCUGAAUCAAUUCCAUCAAUUGUUUUUAUCCCAUGUAAAGCGUCUGUGGAUAAUAAAAGUAAUGAUACUACUAAUACCAGUAAUAAUGAUAAUGAUAUUAGUCUCAAAGUUAGUAAUCAAACUACUCAUAUUAAUACUGAGACAAAAACACAUAUCUCUGUAUCUAUGGUGAAGAAACCUGUUCUGAUUGGUGUUGAAGAAAAUUCAAAUAAAUAUCCUCCAAGUCCUAGUCCUCAAACAGUGGCCUUACGUCAAAAAUGUGGUGAAACUUCUCGUAUUGAUCCGCCAAGUGAACAUCGUGUCUCACGUGUACUGGAAUUGGUAAAAGCAUUUGAAGGGGGUGUUUAAUAAAUCAUCAAAUAUAGAUUAAUUAUGAAUUUUGGUGCUUAAUUUCUUUACUACUUUACUUUUACCAUGUUUAAUUACUAUUAUUUUUAUUGUUAUUACUAAUUGUAAUAUGAAUGACAGACUUUAAUACUCCUCACUCCGAGAUGUUCUACUUUAUUUCAAUUUUUCUAUUCAUAAUUGUAAAAUUUUAAUUGUAUCCACAUACCAUUGAUGAUCACAUUUUAUUCUCUAUUACUACUGAUUAUUUUCAUUUGGUUGCGCCAUAAUGUCCUUUUUCUGUUUUGAGAAAAAAUAAAUGAUUUCAGAGACAUCUGUGAAUUAAUAACAUUCUCUAUGAAUCUAAUUAUUAUUUAAUUAUAUAAUUUUAUUUUCUAUUCACUCAAUUGUACUGUUUAAAUUAUAUGAAUUUGACUAUGUAAUAAUCUCUGUAUCUAUAUGUGUAGAUCUUCUCAAUUCUGUUUUUUCUUGUUGAAAAUGAUUGUUUGUAUUGGUUUGUGCCUUCAAAAGCUACCUACCGUCAAAUUGAAACAAAAUUAACAAACUACUCAAUAUGUCAAUAUUUUCUUUUUCAUCGGGAAAAAAUAUUAACAAAAGAUUAAACAUACAGCAUGAAUUAUGUUGUGUUUUUUUACAGUAAAAAAAGAUACAAAUUCACCUUUACAAUUUCAUUCAUUUCUUAUAAUAAAUACAACAGAAUUGAUUAUCAUCUGGUCUCUCUGUCUUAUUAUGUAUUAUAAUGAUAUUUUAUGCAAUAAUCUAUUUAUUCGAUUGUUUACCGUCCAGUGCUUUAUCAUCAUUCUCUAUUAUUGUUGAUUAAUACUGAUUAUUUGUAAUGAUUUGAUGAACGAUGAAGAAUUACAUUUUGUUUCCAAAAUAUAACAUUAUCGUUGAAUCCCAAUGGUGCAUAGAAUGCAAGGAUACUUCGGUACUUUUACAAAUUGUCUCUUAAAAACUUACCCUUUUAAAUGAUUUAUAAUAUCCCUGCAUAAACCCUGUUUUUUUCAGGUGUUAAUAGAAAAUAUACAAAAGAGAGUUAUGUAUAUCA
Messenger RNA from Schistosoma intercalatum, 3259 nucleotides. Lineage: Eukaryota; Metazoa; Platyhelminthes; Trematoda; Strigeidida; Schistosomatidae. The record is from the annotation of a GenBank genome assembly.